CCCUCACACAUUCAAAUCCACUGAGCAACGCACGACAGCCUCUCCUCCCUCUCUCUCUCUCUCCUGAGGGACACCGGAAAGAAAGAAUGGAGCUGAGCUUGAGCACCUCCUCGCCGUCUCCAGCCGUUGCCGGAAGACUCAAUCGUUCUUCUCCUCCGUUUCGUCACAAUCGGCACGUGUUCGGCGUCAGCUUCCCUUCUGCGCUCAAACAUGGAGGAGGAGGGGGAGCUCUGCGGUUUCCUCACCGGCCUUUGGUUCGACGCUCCAUCACCUGCUCCGUUUCUCCGUCUACAGCCGAAUCCUCCACCGAGGUGAAGAAGAAGAAGUUGGCAAGGAGGGGCGAUGUAAGGAAUAUAGCAAUUGUGGCACAUGUUGAUCAUGGGAAAACCACUUUGGUUGAUGCAAUGUUGAGACAAGCAAAGGUUUUCCGAGAUAACCAAUUUGUCCAAGAGAGGAUCAUGGACUCAAAUGACCUCGAGCGUGAAAGGGGAAUCACGAUACUUAGCAAAAAUACUUCUAUCGCUUACAAAGAUACAAAAAUAAAUAUAAUAGAUACUCCUGGUCACUCUGACUUUGGAGGUGAAGUGGAGCGCAUCCUUAACAUGGUUGAUGGAGUUCUUCUUGUGGUGGAUUCUGUCGAGGGCCCAAUGCCUCAAACGAGAUUUGUUUUAAAGAAGGCUCUUGAGUUUGGGCAUGCAGUUGUGGUAGUCGUUAACAAGAUUGAUAGACCUUCUGCUCGUCCAGAUUUUGUUAUCAAUUCUACUUUUGAGUUGUUCAUCGAGCUAAACGCUACAGAUGAACAGUGUGAUUUCCAGUCAAUAUAUGCUAGUGGAAUCAAAGGGAAGGCGGGUCUUUCACCUGAUAAUCUGGCGGAAGAUCUGGGACCCCUUUUCGAGGCUAUAAUCAGGUGCAUACCUGGGCCAAAUAUUGACAAAGAUGGUGCACUUCAGAUGCUUGCUACAAAUAUUGAAUAUGAUGAACAUAAAGGACGCAUUGCUAUUGGACGCCUGCAUGCUGGGGCGCUGCGCAAAGGAAUGGACGUCAAGGUGUGCACAUCGGAAGAUUCCUGUAGAUUUGCAAGGGUUAGUGAGCUUUUUGUCUAUGAGAAAUUCAACAGGGUUCCGGUUGAUUCAGUGGAAGCUGGAGAUAUUUGCGCUGUUUGUGGAAUCGAUGACAUUCAGAUUGGUGAGACUAUUGCUGAUAAAGCAUUUGGGAAACCUCUACCUACCAUUAAAGUAGAAGAGCCAACUGUUAAAAUGUCAUUUUCUGUAAACACCUCUUCAUUUUCUGGCCGUGAGGGGAAGUAUGUCACCAGCAGGAAUUUACGAGACCGCUUAAACCGUGAACUUGAAAGAAAUCUAGCCAUGAAAGUGGACGAUGGUGAGACAGCAGAUACGUUCAUUAUUAGUGGACGUGGUACACUACACAUUACCAUCCUAAUAGAAAACAUGCGAAGAGAGGGAUAUGAGUUUAUGGUUGGUCCUCCAAAAGUUAUCAAUAAGAAGGUGAAUGAUAAAUUACUGGAGCCAUAUGAGAUUGCAACUGUUGAAGUGCCAGAAGAACACAUGGGACCUGUUGUUGAACUUCUAGGCAAACGACGGGGGCAGAUGUUUGAUAUGCAGGGUGUCGGGUCGGAGGGAACAACUCUGCUUCGGUACAGGAUCCCGACUCGUGGACUUCUUGGUUUACGAAAUGCAAUUUUAACAGCUUCUCGUGGCACAGCUGUCUUGAACACAAUCUUCGAUAGUUACGGACCGUGGGCCGGCGAAAUCAGCACCCGCGAUCAAGGUUCACUGGUAGCAUUUGAGGACGGAACGUCGACAUCCUAUGCGCUAGCGAGUGCACAAGAGAGAGGGCAGAUGUUUAUCGGUCCCGGGGUCGAUGUUUACAAGGGUCAGAUAGUCGGGAUCCAUCAGCGACCCGGAGACUUGGCCCUGAACGUAUGCAAGAAAAAGGCUGCAACUAAUAUACGAUCCAACAAAGACCAAACAGUUGUUCUGGAUACCCCGUUGGAAUAUAGUUUGGACGAUUGCAUCGAGUAUAUAGAAGAGGAUGAACUCGUUGAGGUCACUCCCGUCAGUAUCCGCAUGUGCAAGAACCCUAAACUCGCGAAAAAGGCGAGGUAAAUCGUUUGUGUUUUCGGGUGGAGGAUGAACUCAUGGAGGGCAUUCCCCGUCUGCAAGAACCCCUAAACUCACGGAAAAAGGCGAGGUAAAGUAUUUUUGUUGCAUCAUUCUGCCCUUCUUCGCGAUUCUUGUCCCUCUUUUACGCAUCGAUCACACACAUAAGGAGCGAUUCGGUAUAUAUAUCAUCACCCAUUUCGUGGAGAGAUUUGGGUGAAAUGAAACGUACUUUACAGGAGAUGGCAGAGCCAAGAAAUUGAUGUCUUUGAAAGAUUUGUGUUCAUGUAGUUACUGUGAGUGUACUGUCUAAAUAUAGUAUGUUGCCUGCGCUUCAUAUCCUACUUCGUGAAUUUAUA
Tarenaya hassleriana is the source of this 2479-nucleotide messenger RNA. Its product is annotated as GTP-binding protein TypA/BipA homolog. The transcript has 15 exons. Gene Ontology annotation, cellular component: ribonucleoprotein complex; cytosol. The record is from RefSeq and is a predicted model, not a curated record. Lineage: Eukaryota; Viridiplantae; Streptophyta; Magnoliopsida; Brassicales; Cleomaceae. Gene Ontology annotation, molecular function: GTPase activity; GTP binding. Bases 87 to 2126 code for a protein of 679 amino acids.